GAAACAGAGAGAGACGAAAACGCUAGCUGAGAAAAGAGCAGAUAAAAGAGGGGACGGAGCGACUCGAUCUGCUCUAAUCGCCGCUUUCAUCUUUGUUUUCAAAAAUAUUGAUUUGGUAUAUAUGAAAACACAGUACGUGGUUGGAUAAUGGCUGUUCAGGCUCCUGCCAAACGGGUUUUCGAUUUUGAUGAUGAUGAUGAUGAUGAUGAUAGACCUUUAACCUUUAAAAGAACCAGUACACAAUCCUCUAAGCAAAAUCAGUUGAAGUCAGAAGUAAAGAAGCCAUUAUCUCAAAGGCAUGAUGGGCAGCCGGGAAAGCCACCAGCUGGUGUACAAUCUCUCAAUGGUCAAAGCUCCAAUGCCCAGAAGACUAAGACUAUUCUGUCUUCCAAGGCGUCUCCAGUCAAAUCUCCUCUAGCAAGUCCAACACCAUCAACUUCAUUGGCCAGGGUAUCGCCAGUGAAGUCACCAGUGUUGUAUUCAAAGGCAUCAACUUCAUUGAGUGAUCAUCCAAAGCAGGCAUUAAAACGUAAUGUGUCUCCUGCUGUUAAGGAGGAGAAAAGCCCAACAAAACAUGGAAUUGAGCCAGAGAGUGAUGAGGAGGAUUCUGAAGAUGAUGUCCCUCUGAGUGCUAGGCUUAAGGGUAAUUCAAAUCAAGGUGCCAAGGGUCCCAGCACUUCUGCUCGUGCAAAAACACAGCAACUAGUGCCAAAGACUGAAAACAAAGGAUUUAAUGAAGAUUUGGAUGAUUCUGCUCCUCUGUCCUCAAGGUUCAACAUGAAGUCUGGUACAUGGACUUCAAGUAACAGGCUUAAUGAUACUGAUGAGAAGAAACCUUUGAUCUCUAAAAUUCAGCAGAAUGGAUCCAUGAUGAAAGACAAACAAUUGAAGUUGUCCAUGGUAUCGGGUAAGAGACCUCUUGAGAAGGGCAAUUCUUCAGACCCGUCUUCAGUUAAAAAGCCAAAGCUUUCAGAUGCAUCUACUACAGUGAAAGCCAAGCAAGUAACAGUAAAAGCAGAAGAGAAGGCUGAUGAUGAUGACCACAUUCCAAUUGCCCAGAGAAUGAAAAAGUCUACUUCAUUGGAUGCUAAGUCGUCAUCUAUGAAGCAAAAAGCAACCAAGGUUACCUCUGCUUCAUUUAAAAACACAAAUAAGAAAUUCAAGAAAGACAUGAAAAAUUCAAAAUACGGUAAGUCAACAAAGGUUCCGCCCGGCUCUGGUGAUGGGCAAAAGAAAUGGACUACUUUGGUACACAGUGGUGUUAUUUUCCCACCUCCCUACAAGGCUCAUGGAGUUAAGAUGCUCUAUAAUGGGAAGGCAGUUGAUUUAACUCCUGAACAAGAGGAGGUUGCAACUAUGUUUGCUGUUAUGAAAGACACAGAUUACAUGAACAAACCACAGUUCAAGAAGAACUUCUGGGAUGAUUGGAGUAAAAUAUUGGGUAAAAACCAUGUCAUUAAGGACGUGGAGAAAUGUGAUUUCACCCCAAUAUAUGAGUGGCAUAUGGAAGAGAAAGAGAAGAAGAAACAAAUGACUUCUGAAGAGAAGAAGGCAUUGAAAGAAGAGAAGUUGAAGCAGGAGGAAAAAUAUAUGUGGGCUAUUGUUGAUGGUGUCAAAGAGAAGGUUGGGAAUUUCCGAGUUGAGCCCCCUGGGCUUUUUCGAGGACGAGGAGAGCAUCCAAAGAUGGGAAAGUUGAAAAGGCGUAUCUGUCCAAAUGACAUCACAAUAAACAUAGGAAAGGAUGCUCCAAUUCCAGAAUGUCCAAUCCCGGGUGAAAGAUGGAAAGAUAUAAAGCAUGACAAUACUGUUACGUGGUUAGCUUUCUGGAAUGAUCCAAUUAAUCCAAAAGAAUUCAAGUACGUGUUUUUGGCAGCUAGCAGUUCCUUGAAGGGGCAAAGUGACAAGGAGAAAUAUGAGAAAGCAAGGAUGCUGAAGGAUUACAUCGUUAACAUCAGAGCAGCAUAUACAAAGGACUUCACAAAUAAAGAUACCACAAAGCGACAAAUAGCAGUUGCUACUUACCUUAUUGAUAAACUAGCUCUUAGGGCGGGUAAUGAGAAGGAUGAUGAUGAAGCAGAUACAGUUGGUUGCUGCACACUUAAAGUGGGAAACGUUGAGUGUAUCCCUCCAAAUAAGUUGAAGUUUGACUUCCUUGGUAAAGAUUCAAUUCAAUAUGUGAAUACGGUUGAUGUUGAGCUUCCUGUUUACAAGGCUAUUGGGCAGUUUCAAACUAGAAAGAAACCAAAUGAGGAUCUUUUUGAUUUGCUGGAUACAAGUAAACUAAAUGCUCAUCUAAAGGAACUCAUGCCUGGCCUUACAGCAAAAGUCUUCCGUACAUAUAAUGCAUCCAUUACAUUGGAUGAAAUGUUGAGCAUAGAAACCAAGGAUGGAGAUGUUGCAGAAAAAGUAGUUGUUUAUCAAAGGGCAAACAAGGAGGUUGCCAUCAUUUGUAAUCAUCAGCGUACUAUUUCAAAAUCUCACAGUGCACAGAUGUCGAGGUUGACUGAGAAAAUAGAAGAACUGAAGGGCGUUCUAAAGGAGCUAAAAAUUGAUUUGGACAGGGCCAAGAAAGGCAAGCCUCCAUUAAAGGAUUCCAAUGGGAAACAGAAGAGGAACUUGACUCCUGAAGCCUUGCAGAAGAAGAUAACUCAAACCAAUGCAAAGAUUGAGAAAAUGGAACGGGACAUGCAGACCAAGGAGGAUCUUAAAACUGUGGCAUUAGGCACGUCCAAAAUCAAUUACCUUGACCCUAGGAUUACAGUUGCAUGGUGCAAGCGGCACGAAGUUCCCAUUGAGAAGAUUUUCAACAAGUCUCUUCUAGCGAAGUUUGCAUGGGCAAUGGAUGUGGAUCCAGAUUUCAGAUUCUGAUAUUUAAAAGGAAACUUGGUAUUUUGCUCCAAAGUUCUUCGCCUGCCACCCUCAUCCCAAGCAAAAAAGGGUGACAAAAGGAAAAAAAACAUAAGAGCCUCCCAUUUUUCUGUUAUAGUUAUUUCCAAUUUCAUUUUCCUUUUUUCCCCAUAUUGUUAGGAAAGAAAAAGAAUUCAUGUUGUAACGUUGAUCUAAUCUAAUCAAGGGCAAGGUUGCUCCUUCCAUUUUAUUUCAAACUGUUGAAUGACAGCUACUGUUUGUCAAAACUCUUGAACAUUUACUAACAGCCAAAAUGCCAGGAAUAUAUUGAAAAUCUAUUG
Rubroshorea leprosula is the source of this 3188-nucleotide messenger RNA. The record is from the annotation of a GenBank genome assembly. Lineage: Eukaryota; Viridiplantae; Streptophyta; Magnoliopsida; Malvales; Dipterocarpaceae.